CAUAUCUCCAACAUUUCCCAUCGCGACCUCGUAGCGACAACAUCGUGUUUAAUCGUUCACAACUGUUCUAUCGUUGCGUAGCAUUUCAAAGUGCGGUAGUGCGUUUGAUUUCCUCUGGAAUUUGUGCGUGAUUCACCUUUAUUCAAGUCAUCAUGAAGGCAGUAAUAGCUCAAGUAUGCGCCGAGACAGCUGUAGCCGCUGGCAGAGUCGCCAAAUCCAAACAGAAAGACGUGGAAAACGAAGAAAUCCAAAUGUACCUUAGCAAGUUAAAGGAUCUAGUACCUUUCAUGCCGAAAAACAGAAAGCUUUCCAAACUGGAAGUGAUCCAACACGUUAUAGACUAUAUUUGUGAUCUUCAGUGUGCGCUGGAGACGCAUCCUGCCGUGGGGGCUUUUGAUGCUCAAUCGGUGCUGAGUCAGAAGAAAUCGCAGGCGGCUGUGAGUCCCAGACAACCUUUGGGAGUGAGGCAGAGUCCGAACACCAUCCUCAGUCCUUGUGAGGCUCCAAUAGUACAAACAUUAACGACGACGGAAGCUCUAACACCAUCAGACAGACCGAGGUCCAGCUAAAUCCCGACAAUGGAACAUUGGAAAUUCUAAGAAAAAAAACGUAUGGUUUUUCGUUCCAGACCACCAAAAUUUAAUGUAUAUACAUCUUCAUAGACCAUCGAUAUAUUUAAGCCCGUGUUGGGCUUCUAUAUUUAUCAAAAAUCAAAUGGGACUGACUGAACCUUAUAAAAGAUAAUGAAUAUAAUGACGUAGCGUGUGCAUGAUGCACACAGACAGAGGAAAUGCUGACUUGUUGUUGUGGUUUGAGUUUUUCCUGUUAGAUCACUGAAUGAUUUGAUUGUUUACGUAAUAAUUACGGUACCUGUUCCGUUGCAAUUUGUUAUUUAAAUAGAUGUUUAUUAGUUUUCAAAAAAAAUUGUAAUAAGAGUAUUUCAAAUUUAAAUGUCUUAUUUUUUACUUUAUCAUUACAGGGCAUUAUGAUUGCUAACACCAUACAAUUUAAAAAAAAACAUCUAAAGCUUUAACAUUUUGUAUAAAAAAUUGCCCCAAAAUAAUGAUAAAGUAAAAAAUAGUAUGUUAAUAUACAAUAAUGCCUAUCGUGUGACAAAAGCAUUUACUGUCAACACCUGGGCACUGUUGUCUUAUUAUGUAAAAAUAACAAUAUUUUAAAA
Molecule: messenger RNA, 1180 nt
Organism: Sitophilus oryzae (rice weevil)
Lineage: Eukaryota; Metazoa; Arthropoda; Insecta; Coleoptera; Curculionidae
Product: protein extra-macrochaetae-like
Exons: 2
Coding region: 153-569 (138 amino acids)
Biological process (GO): cell differentiation; negative regulation of transcription by RNA polymerase II; circadian regulation of gene expression
Cellular component (GO): cytoplasm; nucleus
Molecular function (GO): protein dimerization activity; transcription regulator activity
Source: RefSeq, a predicted model, not a curated record